AGGAACGCCUGUGCUAAACCUGUUUUCAGCGACAUUUGACAAUGUUACAUUAAAAAUAAUUAGUUUUUACUCUUUUCAUGUUUCUUUUGAGAAAAUCGAGGUACUUCUGUGCUUCGGGCCCGUCUAUUAUUGAUAAAGCUCUUUUGUUACAAAAAUCAAGUGAGUUUUGUGGAGCUGUUUCCCAAGGUCAACACACGGCGUGUAGGAGCAGUUUUUCUCCUAGUCUGCGAGACUUGAGCGAAGCGGAUAGGUUGUUUAGGAACAUCGGCCCAAAAACAGCGCUUGCUGGGUCAUUUAUGAAAAUAUAUGACGAAGAAAAACUAGAGCCACUUCCCGAGAUCGCUUUGGUGGGAAGAACAAGUGUUGGGAAAUCUUCGUUAAUAAAUGCACUUCUUAACCAGAAGAAGCUUGCAAGAACAUCGAAACGCCCAGGACACACCAGACAUAUCAACUUGUUCAAUGUUGGCUCCAGAUUCCACAUCGUCGACUUGCCUGGAUAUGGCUAUGUUGAGAGGGUUGGCCCGGGUAGCCAUCAUUUUGUUCAGGUCGUCGAGAGAUACUUAAAGCAACGCACAGGAAAACAGUUGAAGAGUGUAUGCUUGCUUAUUGAUGGUGAAGUUGGCAUCAAGAUCAAUGAUUUGGUUGCUAUAGAGAUGCUAGAGGAAUUUAACACCCCCUUUCAAAUUGUUUUGACAAAGAUGGAUAAAGUAAGUAAAGACUCAUGGAUGCUAGUGGCCUCAAACAUUCAACAGAGGGUGGACAAGCUAUCAAAUAUCUGCUACCCUCAUGUUUUCCCAAUAAGCGUAAAAGAUAAAACUGGACUUUCGGAACUUAGAUAUUUUCUUGGUUUGAACGUUGGUAUUUUCUACUAAUGAAGACAGUUGAAGAAUUUUGAUGUUCAGGGCAAACAGGUUCAAGAGCCCAUGGAAAUGCAGUAUAAGAAUUUGAAAGGCUGCAUAGUCUCUUAAAUUAUGUUUUGGGAUCCAGUGGUUGGCCGUAAGAAACUGGGCUGGGGAACCACAGAAAACCGAAUCACAGAAACUUGAUAGCACACGAAGAACUAGGCUGGUUAGGAAGCGUUGUAUCCGUGACGCUGUCACGCAAGUGAGUUAUGCGCAUGCAUAGUUAAUAAAGUUGCCUGACCUCAUGGUCAGUCAUUGUUUAACCAAUAUGGCAUCUUGUUCACUUACUUGAAGUCGUCAGGUCUAAACUAUAACAGUGGUGUUAGAGCAUUAGCCAUUACCACACAGCAAUCCAAAGUCUUGAAUAUCUUGCUACUAGUUACUUUCCAAUUUAAACGGAUUUUGGUCAUUCGCAUCGGGUUCCAAAUUUGUUGGUUAUACUUUAUGUAUCUUUUGCUGGCAUAUAGAACAUAUGCUGUUUUUUAUAUGCAUGUGACCAGAAUCGCUAAAAGUUUGCAUCAACAAACAACCCACAAAAAAUAUUGGUAAGACAAUAAAGACUUCGGAUAGGACAUUUGGUUCCUAGUUAAAACAAAACGAAAGACAAACAUCAUUUAUAUAUUGAAAGUUAUUUUAUUAAUCUUUUAAAACGGUCUGCAUUUGUACAAAUAUAUAGCUAUGCAAUGCAUAUAUCUCACAUGUACAUACACGAUGAAGUCGCUAUCAAUUAUAAAAGCUUUGUAUGUAAUACGAAAGUUGGGAAGUCGUGAUCAACAAUAAAAACUGAAUAGUGUGGUG
Nematostella vectensis (starlet sea anemone) is the source of this 1700-nucleotide messenger RNA. Its product is annotated as probable GTP-binding protein EngB. The record is from RefSeq and is a predicted model, not a curated record. Bases 78 to 872 code for a protein of 264 amino acids. Gene Ontology annotation, cellular component: mitochondrion. Lineage: Eukaryota; Metazoa; Cnidaria; Anthozoa; Actiniaria; Edwardsiidae. The transcript is spliced from 6 exons. Gene Ontology annotation, molecular function: GTP binding.